AUGCCUGAAAUUGCAGAAAUCGCCCGUGUGGUGCACUACCUUCGCCUGCAUUUGGUCGGAAAAACGAUCAAGUUCGCCAAGGCAAUAGAGGACACUAGUGUAUUUGGCAAAGUUGGGACAUCCGGAGAGGAGGUUGAAAAAGCAUUGACCGGCAGAAAGGUGCUCUCAGCAGGCACGCAGGGCAAAUACUUCUGGCUUGUGCUAGACAAACCACCACAUCCGGUGAUGCAUUUUGGAAUGACCGGAUGGAUGCACAUCAAGGGCGAUCGCACGGCGUACACCAACUACUACAAGAAGAUGAAACCUGAAGAACUGGACGCUUGGCCGCCUAAGCACUGGAAAUUCCACUUGAAAACCGAGCAACCGGCGGUUGAGGUUGCCUUUACCGAUCCCCGGCGAUUUGGUCGCGUCCGUCUGGUGGAUUGCCCAGGCGAAAGCAUCAGAAAGUUCUCGCCACUCGUUGAAAAUGGGCCAGAUCCCGUCGUCGACACGGAUGUUUUCACGAAGGAUUAUCUCCGAGGUAAAAUGCGAUCACGGCGCGUGCCCAUCAAGGCUCUCAUCCUCGACCAGACAGUCAUCAGCGGCGUCGGCAACUGGGUUGGGGACGAAGUUCUCUACCAAGCGAAACUCCAUCCCGAGCAGUAUUGUGACGACUUCAGCGACGAGCAGGUAGACAAGCUGUUUGAGGCUAUUCGAUAUGUGUGUCAAUUUGCCGUUGACAAACUCGGGGACUCGGACCAGUUUCCGCAAGAUUGGUUGUUCCAUUACCGGUGGGGCAAGGGCCAAAAGGGGGCUGCGGGCCAUUUGCCCAACGGUGAGAAGCUUGCUUUCAUUACUGUUGGAGGGAGAACGAGCUGUUACGCGCCCGAGGUCCAGAAAAAGAGCGGUCGCGUUGCCCCAGGGGCCAAGGAAGAGCUUGUGGAAUCCGAUCAAGAAGAACAGAAACCUAAAAAAACCGCGAGGGCGAAAGCAGUCAAAGUUGAGGAUGAAAAGCCCUCGAGCAAGAAGCGGAAGGUCAAGGAAGAGCAGUCGCCGGUGAAAGGGGAUCAACCUCCACCCGAUGGACGUCCGGCGAAGAAAGGAAAGACAACGAAGACGGAUGAGACAGCCACGUCAGACGUUCAAUCAGACGAAACUCAAAAGCGACGUUCGGGAAGACUGCAAAACAAGGCGGCCUGA
Molecule: messenger RNA, 1179 nt
Organism: Dichotomopilus funicola
Lineage: Eukaryota; Fungi; Ascomycota; Sordariomycetes; Sordariales; Chaetomiaceae
Product: Formamidopyrimidine-DNA glycosylase N-terminal domain-containing protein
Exons: 4
Coding region: 1-1179 (392 amino acids)
Biological process (GO): base-excision repair
Cellular component (GO): nucleus
Molecular function (GO): damaged DNA binding; DNA-(apurinic or apyrimidinic site) endonuclease activity; zinc ion binding
Source: RefSeq, a predicted model, not a curated record